GUCAACAGCACCAUGGCCAUGCCUCUCCCAGCCAGUCAUACCAAGCACCUCGAACUCCUCUUCCACCCUCUCCCACAAGAUCCCUCGGUCAUAUUGCCUCUCAAACAGAUUUCCUCGUCAGGCAGCACUAGCAUCGGAACAACGGGAACAACACUUUGGCUCUCGGCCCAAGUCCUCUCCUCUUACCUCUCUUCAUUGCCCUCAUCCAUGUCGGAAAAGGCCCUCAGAGUGAUAGAGCUAGGUGCGGGUAUAGGGUAUACAUCCCUUGUCCUGGCGUCCCUGGGAUAUCAGGUGACUUCAACAGAUAUCGAGCCCGUUUUCUCGUCUGUUUUAGCACCCAACCUCGAAACUGGGAAGGAUCGGCUCGUUCGAUCGAGAUUACCUUGCAACGUUUAUGCGAGAAAACUGGACUGGACGGAUAUUAGCCGAUUACAGCAGGGCGAAAAGAGUGUAAAAGAGCUGGAAUGGGUGGCAGAAGGAUGGGAUAUGGUGGUCAUGACAGAUACAUUCUAUGCUCCACAAAUCCUCGAACCUCUGUGGGACACUCUCAUCUAUCUAUCCUCCAAUUCUAAAUCACCACCUUCGCCACCAAAAGAGGAAAAAGAGAAAGAAAAACGUCCACCUAUAUAUAUCGCCCUCGAAGCCCGAGACCCAGUGUUCAUCUCCCGCGCACUGGAAAUCGGUCGCCAAAAAGGUUUCGAGCUCAAGAAAAUUGCCGUUAGAAGAGUAGCGAGAGAUGUAGAACGGUGGGGGUGGAGUAGGGAAGAUUGGGAGGGAAUUGAUGUAUGGAAGGGGCGAUGGAAAGGAUAGUCAGGCUCUGGCGGAAUUUACCUCCAAAAGGGGUUAUUCAAUAUCUACAGAUCACAAUGUUUUACAUCGCAACUAAUAACCACAGUGGAUGACGACAGUUGUCCUCAAGCUACGAUAAGUGCAAUUAACCAUUCACUCACGCUACAAGACUCAUUCGCAACUGUCUCUCGCGCUUCCUUUCAACGCAUAUAACUUUCUACCAUGCAUUAGGCCUCAUCGAUUUAUUGCAUGUGCUGCCCACGUGUGCAUGAUGGGUCCAUCAUCUUCCGUCAAUUGAGCUGCCCAUGGGUGCAGAAUAGAAUCAUCUUCCGUAACCGUCGCCGUUGGCACACUUAUCCUCGAAGCGGGUGCGUCCAGAAUUGGCCGGUGAGAGGGUCCGUUUCAGGAUCUACUUGAUGAUAGGGAUCAACCACCGGGACUCGGGUGGGGUAGGGCGCAGGUACAGGGGUGAGGUGGAAAGCGAGAGCUGGGAUAGGAGCGAAAGGGAAGAACAGGAAGAGCAGUGGGGUUGGGAAGAGCAUGGUAAAAUGUAUUUGUUUUAUGUGUGGGUUGUAGGAUGUGGUCUGGAUAAUGACAAGGAGUAGGGAAAGGAAUAAAAUGGGUUAAUAGGAUGGGAAACAAGAUGAAGGAAUAAGUAGUUUUCUUGCCCCCUCUUUGGAUUCUUGAAUGAGACAUUCGUUAGGAUUUCGGUCCAAUUUAGUAUAUCGAUCCUUUAAGCAUUUGAACAGGAAAGGAACGAGAAAAUAGAAAUUUGCCAGGAAAAAUGCGAAGUUGCUUCU
Cryptococcus deneoformans JEC21 is the source of this 1589-nucleotide messenger RNA. RefSeq lists its product as hypothetical. Bases 13 to 810 code for a protein of 265 amino acids. Lineage: Eukaryota; Fungi; Basidiomycota; Tremellomycetes; Tremellales; Cryptococcaceae. Gene Ontology annotation, cellular component: nucleus; cytoplasm. The record is from RefSeq and is a predicted model, not a curated record. The transcript has 2 exons.